Alternaria viburni is the source of this 1596-nucleotide messenger RNA. RefSeq lists its product as uncharacterized. Gene Ontology annotation, cellular component: nucleus. NCBI's taxonomy places the organism in Eukaryota, Fungi, Ascomycota, Dothideomycetes, Pleosporales, Pleosporaceae. Gene Ontology annotation, molecular function: protein binding. The transcript has 3 exons. The record is from RefSeq and is a predicted model, not a curated record. Bases 1 to 1596 code for a protein of 531 amino acids.
AUGGAGGCAAGUGCUAAUGAACGAAAUUCCACGACAAUCGUGUCGGCCCAGCAGGCUACGGUCGAAGAGCCGUACAGUAUAUCAAGCCGUCUACGGCUUUCAAAAGCGUACCAAGCACUUGGUUAUCCAGAUCUCGCUGCGGGUGAUGCAUACAAAGCCCUCAUCCUAGUGGAUGAAGUACUCGAUGAAGGCGAAUACCACGACGAAGCCUUGGAGGCAGCACGAACAGACGUUAUCUCUGAACGUAUGACAGAAUUGGACAUGAAGGAUGAGGAGAAGAAUUCGUCUUUAGUAGAUGAUGACAUUUUGACAUGGGCGCAAACGCGCUGGUCUAGGAGCGCAAAAGCCUUUCCGGAAGAUCCGGUCUUCAAGGACUACGAGAAGUCUUUGUGGAACCAUUUGCGGACUUACUUCGAGCAUCAAGGGGAGUCUGCUGAGAACGUCGAUGUAGAAGACUAUCCAGACAAGGGCUUCGUCCGCCGCGAACAGUAUCCUUGGAACCAUCAUGAGCCGGACCGCUUCUCUGCAGAGUGCCUCGACUUCCUUAAUGAGGAGCUUGCGGAUAUAGCACCAAAACUGGAGGUCAGAGUCUCUGAGUUGCCUAUUCUCAGUACUACUUCGACAACUGACGGAACGAACCCGGGAACAAACUAUACGAAGCAACUGGGCUUAUUUGCUAAAGACGAAAUAACACCUGGCGAGACCAUUUUGGAGGAAAAGUCUUUACUUACCGCUAUAUCAAGGCUUCAUGAGUCGUAUUGCGAUGCUUGCGUUAUACCACUUGCGAAUGGAGACGAUACAGUGAUAUCCUGCGAAGAAUGUGAAGAAGUAUUCUUCUGCAGCGAAGAGUGCCACGACCUAGCUCAAGACCAGUAUCAUCCAGCGCUAUGUGGUGUCAGCGUCGACCAGGGCAAGGUACCCGCACGUGAGGCGGCAGACUAUCUCUAUACCCUUCUCCUUGUCCGCGCACUAGCGUUAGCGGAGACCCUGGAUCUCCAUCCUUUGGAGUUGAAGGAAGUGCGAUACAUUUGGGGUGACUAUCAUGGCAAAGAUCUCGAGACCGUGUGGCAAGCGGAUGCUUCGGGUAGCCUGAGCGAUGCUUUUGCACACGUACCGCAAACGCUUCCCUUCUCGUUCAAGAGCAACAUACUCAUGCCGUUGCAUGUUCUAGAAAAGAUGGACAUCAACAUUUUCACCCAAAGUCACCGCUAUGAUACCUGGGUCUUCAACACUCUGUAUGCGAAGUUCCGCGGAACAGCGUCUGCGCAGCAGGGGCUCGACGGAAGGCCUGAGAUUAGCGCUGUUCAUCCUAUGUGGUGUCUCGCGAAUCAUAGCUGUGAUCCUAAUGUCGCCUGGGAAUGGCGUGGGUCGAUGCGCUUUUGGACCCGCGAAGAGUUGGUUGAUUGGAAGGGUAGAGACCCGAACAAGGGGCCUGGUCUCAAGAGAGAUGAAGAGGUGUUUGGCCACUACUGCGACGUACGUCUGCCGGUGAAGGAGAGACGGGAAUGGGCUUCUGGAGCACUUGGCGGAGAUUGUAUGUGCGCUAGAUGCGUCUGGGAAGAGGCGGAAGAACGGAAGCACAGUGCUUCGCAAUAA